UACUUCUCGCAGCAACAGCGAGAGGUCGUACCUGCCUGUGUUUUCCUACCCGCAUCUGCCGAGGACGUCUCACAGGCUCUCAGGAGCAUCAAGGAGCAUCAAUGCCAUUUUGCGGUCAAGAGUGGAGGUCAUGCAAUGUCUGCUGGGGCUUCGAAUGCUCCUCAGGGCAUUACCAUCGAUUUGAGACAUUUGAAUCGUAUUGAAUUGGCCGAUGAUCAACUGACAACCUCUGUUGGUGCUGGAACUCGAUGGGGUGAGGUGUACCGGAGAUUGGAACCUCUGAACCUUACAGCUGUCGGUGGGCGUGAUAGCCAAAUCGGAGCAGGAGGAUUUGUUCUUGGAGAUGAGGGUAUCUCGUUUACUUCUCGGAAACGGGGAUGGGCUUUUGACAAUGUGAAGAAUUUUGAGGUCGUCCUUGCAAAUGGUUCUAUCUCAAAUAUCAGCCAAACAUCACACCCCGAUCUGUAUUUCGCCUUGCGUGGUGGUGGCAGCAACUUCGGCAUUGUAACUCGAUUUGAUCUCGAAACUCAUCAGCAAGGUCUAUUUUGGGGAGGACAUAAGUUUUACUUGCUCUCAGAUAUCGCUGAAAGGAAGAAGUCCAUGGACAUUGAAUAUCCCUAUUCUCGGGGAGAUUCGGAUCCCUCUGGACAGAUCAUUCUCUCUUUUGCCUUCGUUCCGAUCUUCGAUGUCUAUUUAGUCUGUGUCAAUCUUAUGCACGGUCGACCAGAGCCGUACCCACCUGUCUUCAAGGAAUUUGAAGCGGUGAAGAAUAUAUACUCGACAACAAGGAUUACCAAAAUGACUGGCGUUGUGGCUGAGGUGGACUGGAUGAACAAAAUUGGCUAUCGGCAAUCAUGGGCAACUGCAACUUUCAAGAUUAGCGUUCCGUUUCUCUCGAAGUUGGUAGAUAUUUUUAUUGCCGAGACCGAUACUAUCAAGCACGUAGAUGGCUUCCUUCCAAGCCUCAUUCUUCAAAUCAUCACCAAGGAUGAAAUUUCUGCUUUUCGAAAGCAUGGAGGCAAUGCAUUGGGUAUUUCAGAAGACGAGGGACCUCUACUGUUACUCAACGACGCAAUCCGAUACAGCGACCCCGCUGACGACGAGAAAGUACAUAAUGCCAACGACAGGUUCAUGAACAGAGCUGUGGCACUAGCCAAAGUGAUGGGCCUCGAUCACCGGUACAUUUACCAGAAUUACGCGAAUCAGACCCAAGACGUGUUCGCUGGUUUGAGUCCAGAAAACAAGCAGCGACUAUUGCAGAUACAGAAGAGGCAUGAUCCAGAGCGAGUUCUAUCACGCCUUCAACCCGGUGCCUUCCGGUUACAGGAAUCAGCAGAUUCAACUAUGAAGGGUCGCUCCGGUUUAUGA
Hyaloscypha bicolor E is the source of this 1368-nucleotide messenger RNA. Its product is annotated as FAD binding domain-containing protein. Gene Ontology annotation, molecular function: FAD binding. The annotation marks the transcript as partial. The transcript has 6 exons. The record is from RefSeq and is a predicted model, not a curated record. NCBI's taxonomy places the organism in Eukaryota, Fungi, Ascomycota, Leotiomycetes, Helotiales, Hyaloscyphaceae.